Molecule: messenger RNA, 1044 nt
Organism: Desarmillaria tabescens
Lineage: Eukaryota; Fungi; Basidiomycota; Agaricomycetes; Agaricales; Physalacriaceae
Exons: 2
Coding region: 1-1044 (347 amino acids)
Source: RefSeq, a predicted model, not a curated record
AUGCCUGUCAUACAAUCCGCUCUCGCAGACACUCGCUGUGCCUACCUCAGUAUGAAUGGGGUCUUGAAGGAGCUUAAUGCAAUACUCGGCACAUCAUAUACUCUCAACCACCCCGUCUUGCCCUCCGUUCUUGAAUCUUUCAUCAGACAAGAUUAUGACUUUGGCACUCUCUAUGCUCAUGAUCGGGAAAGACGAGAAUAUUUGGUGAUGAAAAGCAAAUUCCCCGACUCGAGAAAGGCUUACCCUCGACGAGUCUGGGAUCUCUAUGCUAAUCGGGUGUUACCAUGCUGGGUUCCCUUGGACAUGUGUCCAUCACCAAUAUCACAUGCAUGGGUGUCUGAUGACGAGUGCAUUGAGGUGUGGACUCCCAUCAAUGGUUAUGAAUGGCCUGUGCCGAUUCCCAAAGAUACGGACCUCAAUCUUGUCCGGAUUGAGUUGUUGAACCUUGGAAUGGAAUAUGUUUGGUUAGAUGUUUUGUGUUUGAGGCAAAAAGGUGGGCAGAGGGAGGAUUUGCACAGAGAAGAGUGGAAGAUCGACGUGCCUACCAUCGGAGCUGUCUAUCUCUGUACAAGGGUGGUGUAUUACCUCAACGGGCUGGGCCGACCUUUUUUCCUGAAGUCAGGAGACUUGAAAAGUGAUCGGUCUUGGUUCAGGCGUGCAUGGAUGCUGCAGGAGGCCAGCAAUAUGUAUAUCAUUGCUGGGGAGAGCGACGUUCACCAGAUGGAUGCAAAAAUGCAAAGGAUAGUCGACAGACGCCUAAAAUCGUUGCAGGAUUUGAUGUUUAAGAGUGUGUUUUUGAUCCUGCAGAACAUGCAGAAUCGGGUAUCGACAAAUCCUUGGGAUAGAGUCACAGGCCUGGCAUAUCCUCUCUGCCAGAAGUUUAUCCUGAUAUACAAUGAAGACGAGUCUGAAGAGGAUGCCUGGGGAUCACUAGUGGAUGCCAUGCGUAUGGAACACCACGCGGGUUUGCUUUUUAUAUACCCUGAACCUGGGAAUGGACGUAAAUGUUGGAGGCCAUCAUGGGAUCAGAUAAUGAAAAUGUGA